Messenger RNA from Pararge aegeria (speckled wood butterfly), 537 nucleotides. RefSeq lists its product as uncharacterized. The transcript has a single exon. The record is from RefSeq and is a predicted model, not a curated record. Lineage: Eukaryota; Metazoa; Arthropoda; Insecta; Lepidoptera; Nymphalidae. The coding region runs from base 1 to 537 and encodes 178 amino acids.
AUGACAGGGGGUUUUCAGGGUGCCCGCGACGAAGGCAGCAUUAUCUUUCACGAGAUAACAUCAUUGGAAGAGAAUGGUCUUAGAAUCAGCCGAGGAAAAACUGAGCACGUGUCCUGCAUAUUCGAUAGUACAACCGACGACACCCAACUUAAAUUCUAUAUUAAUAAUACUCGUAUUCCCACAGUAAAGCAAUUCAAAUACCUCGGAUCGAUAAUAAGCAACGAUGGUAAAAUUGAAAAUGACGAUGACGUGACUUAUCGUACUACAGCUGGCUGGAAUAAGUGGAGACAGCUUACAGGCGUAAUGUGUGACAGAAGAAUACCCCUAAAGAUCAAAGGGAAACUAUACAAAACUGCAAUCCGCCCUGCCAUACUGUAUGGUACGGAAUGCUGGGCCGCUACCAAAAAGCACAGCACAAAGUUACACACCACUGAGAUGCGCAUGUUACGCUGGUCAGCGGGCGUCACCCGCCUCGACAAAAUCAAGAACGAGUAUGUUAGAGGUAGUUAUGGAAUCACCCCCAUCGUUCAUAAAUAG